Molecule: messenger RNA, 2069 nt
Organism: Anopheles merus
Lineage: Eukaryota; Metazoa; Arthropoda; Insecta; Diptera; Culicidae
Gene: Rab8
Product: ras-related protein Rab-8A
Exons: 5
Coding region: 785-1411 (208 amino acids)
Biological process (GO): Golgi vesicle fusion to target membrane; regulation of exocytosis; protein secretion
Cellular component (GO): plasma membrane; endosome; synaptic vesicle
Molecular function (GO): GTP binding; GTPase activity
Source: RefSeq, a predicted model, not a curated record
ACAAUAUUUGGUGUAAAAACAUCGACUCUCCGUUUCCCGAUGACCAAAACGCAGCACUUCGUGCCAAUCGGGAGCGCUUUGACGUGCCAGUUUGACGUUUGCUGCGUGCGUGAUUGAAACAAAAAGCGACGUUCAAGUCCAUUUUCCCAUUUUCCCGUUUUCGUUUUACGUUGUUACGCUAGACAGUAGAAAAAAACCCCCACAGAACGGUGUGGCAAAAGGAAAGUUUUUUUUAAAAUAAUUUCAUCUUUCGUCGGCUUUACACCAACUCCGGAACGGUGCGCGUAGGCUCGCCAAGCCUGUCGAAACUUUGCCAGCACCCGUGUGUUGGUGUGUUAUCCUCUGCCGCGUUGUUCGCUUGCUAUUAGCAAGUUUUCAUCGUCAUCGGACUCAUCAUAUCGCAUACGCGAAUCGAAGCAAGGAGCAUCACCACCACCGUGUUACCUUCAGCCACCUUCAGAUCCGUUCUCGCCUUUCGCCUUGACUCGAUUGCUCCGUGCUUCGAGCCAGUUCUUCAACCGCGGCGACCGCGAACCCAGCUGCAUGCGAAUUGAUUCUAGAGCUCGUGUGAAAGUGUCGGAUUUGGAAAUCGUGCACUGCCGGGUGUGAAGUGUACGCUUUGUGAGGACCUCGCCGCGAACGGAGUGUUUUUUUUCUCUCUCCCGUCUGCAACUCGCCCUGACAGAUCACAAAGCAACCGUGUAGUGUCGACGACCCGGACUCCCCACAGCAGCAGCAGCAGUUUCAGUGCCCAAAGUCCAACGAAGCAACAGCAGCAGCAGAGAUGGCGAAAACGUACGACUAUCUGUUCAAACUUUUACUGAUCGGCGAUUCCGGCGUUGGCAAAACCUGCAUACUGUUCCGCUUUUCGGAGGAUGCCUUCAAUACCACAUUCAUCAGUACAAUCGGUAUCGAUUUCAAAAUCCGAACAAUCGAUCUCGACGGGAAAAAGAUAAAACUGCAAAUAUGGGACACAGCGGGACAGGAACGAUUCCGUACAAUCACGACCGCCUAUUACCGGGGAGCCAUGGGCAUCAUGCUGGUAUACGACAUCACACAGGAGAAAUCGUUCGAGAACAUUAAAAACUGGAUUAGAAACAUCGAAGAAAAUGCGGCAGCCGACGUGGAAAAGAUGCUGCUCGGCAAUAAGUGUGAGCUUAAUGAAAAAAGACAGGUUACCCGAGUCCGUGGUGAACAGCUAGCUGUAGAGUAUGGUAUUAAAUUUAUGGAAACAUCUGCGAAGGCAAGCAUCAACGUGGACGAUGCGUUUUUCACUCUUGCCCGGGAUAUUAAGUGUAAAAUGGAAAAGCGAAUGGAAGCAAACAAUCCACCGAAAGGUGGCCAUCAGCUUAAGCCGCAGGUCGAACCACGGAAGGCACCGAGUUGGUUAUCGAAGUGCAAUCUGUUUUGACCUUGCAAUAGUCCUAUUAAUAAUUAUUACUUUUUUAUAUAACACACUAAAUAAUAAUUAUCACUAUUAUUAUUUAAAAUGUAUGUAAACGGCUGGUGUCGAGGGACAACGGAUUCGCAAAUGCAACAUUCAUCACUACACAUUCACAUUCUCACACAUACAAACACACACACACACCGAAAUGGGGUGGAAGGGAGAAAGAUUUCUCCUCUUCACUUGAUUUUGCCCGAAACGUAAAAGCGCAAAACAAACGAAGCGUUUUCACGCGGACGUUAGCUCAUGGAGUUUGUAAAAUGGAUUCGUCAUACAUAUUCUCAGAUCGAACCGAUUCAAGGGUGGUGAUUUCUGAAAAAAGGCAUUCUUACACUUUAAGAAUGCACACACACACACACACACUGCGUAAGUUAGGAUGUAUUUUACGACACAAAUUCAUUCGAACGAAAGGAAAACAAAAGCAAUUGAAAGGAAAUCGCUUCGAAACGAAUGUUAGGCUUUUCUGUUCUGUUUUAGAGUAACGAUGGUUUCGGAAGAGCAUGGAAUUCUAGAACUCAACAUUCAAUAUUCUUCGACAAUGUGGCUGUAGCUGUUUUUUGGAAGGGAAACAUGUAAAGCAAAGCGCAUCGCUCUAGAAAAUAGAGAUGUCAUCAUUAAACCCCCA